ACACGACAUCUCUCUCCGCCACCCUCACCCACAACCGCCCAUUUCUACCUUUCUAUCACCGCAAUCUUUCACUUUACGUCGUUCUUUAUCUCACUUUACCCCUUUCGCCUUCGCUACCAUGUCGGAUCUCGACGAUGAGCUCUUCGCCCUUGCAGGAGGUGAUGAGGAGGCUGAGGAAGGCGAGGCCUCCUCCGUCGCCGCCUCCUCGCCCAAUUCCCUUGGUUCUGGUGCUAUGGACGAAUCCGACUCUGAACGCGAUGAGCCAGACGUGCGUGACAGUGCUGCUCCCUACCCCGUGGAUGGCAAGUACAUCAAUGAGGCCGACCGACGCCGCAUCGACAACCUACCUCAGCUGGAGCGCGAAAGGAUCCUUGGCGAACGUGCCGAAGAGGCCGCCAGGGCUAAGUUCACGCUGGAACUUGCUCGUAGGGCCGAGCAGAUGAGGGUAGACAACGCACAGAACGAGAAGCGACAGAAGCGGAAGGCUAGCUCCGUUGAGCCCGAGGAUAGUCACCGUAAGAGCAGUCGCCAGAAGGUAAAGACGAGUGACAAGCUGGAGGCAUACAAACGAGAGCGUGAGCAGCGUGGACAACAGCAGCGACAACGCAUGGAUGACCGGCGGAACGGCCACCGUCGACGAUCGAGCUCUGGGGACAGGUCGGGGUCUGAUCUCGAUGCUGAUGGCGAGAGCGAAGUGGAGUGGGAUGAGCGUGCUAGACAGGCUGCUGCCCGGGAGGAGCAGCCUGCUCAGAUGCAUCACUUCGAGUCGGUCCGUGUUGGCAGAGGAUUCUUCGCAAAGGUGUGCUUCUACCCGGGCUUCGAUGAGGCUAUGACUGGAUCAUUCGUACGAAUUGGGACCGGCCAAGAUUCCAUGCGACGGACAUUGUAUAAGAUGGCUCAGAUUAAGGGAUUCUCCACGGGCAAGCCGUACGUCUUCGAAGGCAAAAAUGGUCAGCGGAUAGCCACAGAUCAGUAUGUCGUUGCACAACACGGAUCGGUCAAGAAGGAAUACACAUUUCUCUUCCUCUCCAACCAGGCCUUCACAGAUGCCGAUCUUGACACGUACAAGCAGUCGCUGGUCGAAUCGAAUUCGAAAGUUCCGACGCAGGCCUUCCUCAAGCGAAAGUAUGAAGACAUCAAGAAUCUUGAGAACCGCACCUGGACCGACGCAGAUAUCGGCGAGAAGAUUGCCAAGCAAAAUAAAUACACCCACCUACUCUCCACUGCAUCAACCAGCGUUGCGACCCCUAAGGCUGACCACACUGCCCAGCGUCUUGCUGAAAUCAACCGUCAAAACCGUAAAGCCAACUCGGAACAAAUUCGAAAGGCACUUAUCGAGGAGCGACAUGCCGAACUACGGGCCCGCAAGGCUAGAGAAAAAGCCUUCCAAAAGCAGAAGCAAGAGGAACAAGAGAAAUCUAAGCUUCUCCAGGUUCCAGGCUCAAACAUCGAUGAUUUAUUUGAGGGAAGCGACAGGAGUCGUUCGGCUACGCCAGCUGUCGUAAGGGCUGGUACCCCAGCCAAGAGCACACAAGAGAAGAAAGGCGGUAUCCCGACAUUCAGGAAGCGGAAAAUGGACGAUGAUAUCAUCUCAUCAAUGGAUCUGGGUAUUGACAUCGAGAUCUGAGUUUCAACAUUGCAUAUGACGAUUACGAUUCGAGCAGAGAUAGUAUUACGUUCUGGAUGGCGCGGGACAAUUGACUUAAGUGGCUUGCAUAAGAACAUUUUUUGGAGAUUCAGUGUAAUAGGAACCCCAAAAAGUCGUUUCACAGGCGUUGCACCUUGUCUGUUAGCUCGCCUACACUCUGCAUGCCAUUGAUACCACGGAAUGGGGUAGAAUUGAUACGCCAGCCAUCUUGCUUGAAUCAGAGAGGGCAUCAACGUCACAGGGUGCUCAUUUCAGUCGCAAAUAAUAUCUUUGUUGAAGCACCAACCAGUCUUUUAGUCCAAUCCAUCCAUCUGUGAUAUCCUCCACCUAUUACAUAAACAUCUAA
Messenger RNA from Lindgomyces ingoldianus, 1994 nucleotides. Its product is annotated as plus-3-domain-containing protein. Gene Ontology annotation, molecular function: DNA binding; RNA polymerase II C-terminal domain phosphoserine binding. Gene Ontology annotation, cellular component: Cdc73/Paf1 complex. The record is from RefSeq and is a predicted model, not a curated record. The transcript is spliced from 4 exons. Lineage: Eukaryota; Fungi; Ascomycota; Dothideomycetes; Pleosporales; Lindgomycetaceae. Bases 119 to 1627 code for a protein of 502 amino acids.